This is a messenger RNA of Lineus longissimus, 2079 nucleotides long. RefSeq lists its product as uncharacterized. The transcript is spliced from 6 exons. The coding region runs from base 478 to 2079 and encodes 533 amino acids. The record is from RefSeq and is a predicted model, not a curated record. Lineage: Eukaryota; Metazoa; Nemertea; Pilidiophora; Heteronemertea; Lineidae.
CCAGAGCUCAUUUCGCUCAUUUCCCUCUGGCGCGGCUGAGCGUUCUGAAAGAUUUCCCCCCACUUUUAAAAUUGUCGAAUUUUGACAAGAAUUGUCGGAAAUCAUGAGAUCGAUACAUUGUUCUUCAUAAAUACAUUAAUGGAGAAAGACAGGAAAAUUGUGAUGUAUACAUUCAUUCGAGGAAACAAUUUCGAAGAAAAAAAAUUGACGGGAACCCUUUCGGAGACGUCUUGUUUUUGAACUGAUUCAUACUAGGCAUUUGGAUUAACGGACGAGAUAAACGACAAACUUCGGAUUUUGUCUACUGCUGCUGCUAUUGAUCGAUCGAUCGUCGAAUAGUUCUAAUCCAAAAAACAUUCCUCUUCCAAACAUUACGGCGAAGCUGAAUCUCGAUUCAUUUCAAGAUUAGAAGAUCUUUCCGAGAGGAGACUGAUUUAUUUACGGGCAAGGUUUACAACUAAUUCGCCGAAGUAGACAAUGGAACACGUACGACAAGAAGUUGGCCUUAAUAGUUUUGCGUGUGAUUUUUUCCAGUUAUUUACUAAACUCGUGCGUUUAGUGCCAAAAAUAACUGUGGAUGGAAAAGUAACCUUUGCGUUUCUGGAUGUGAUCGAGGCUAUUUCGGGACAGGUACUCGACGACCACUUUUCUCAGAGCCUAGCCGAUAAGGUGGCUUCCUAUUCUGGACUUAGGGUUGUGUUUUCCAUUGCGGGUGAUUGUUCGGAGCGACAUUAUUUUUCUGGUGGAGACCGGUGCGAUGAUACGCUUUACAUUAGGUGUUCUGCUGUUUGCCGUGAUAACCUGAAUGUAAACGACUUCUGGCUCGGAUAUUGCCCGAGUGAAUGGCCAGAAUUAGAAAAUGUGACCCAAGAUUUCCAAUCUACGAUGAUGAAAUUUGGGCGUGAUUUGAUAAGAUCUGACAUUUUAGUGCCGUUAUUUUCUGGAGGACAAGAGGACAAUCGAGUCGAUGUUUUUCUGAGUUUCUUGUCACUCGUGAGGAACUUUUGCCAGAAGAAGACAAAAAGCUCCGAUUGGGCUGAUUGGUCUUCUUCCUCUUUCGACAAAAAUACUCUUAAAUGGGUAUUUUCUAUAUUGAACUUUUUAAACCAACAAUUAGACAAGUCGAGCGAAUUUGAUGAUACUGGGUUUGCAUUCGACACGAAUGUGGAGGCGAAUGCCACCAUUCCAAGGUACUUGUUUAGCAAGUCCUGUUGGAUUCGAGGGAGAUAUUUCCUCGUAUCUUUUGAGAAGUUAGAGGCGCUUCGACUGGCCCCCCACCAGGCUAUAUUCGUGUCUUCUGAGGCCGAGAGCGUCGCGGGAACACCGCUGCGGGACGAACUUGAUCACCAAUGCGAAAAAGGUUACGAGGCUGCCCCGUCGUCGUUGUCGUCGUCGCCGUCUCACAUGAGGAAUAUUAUUGAUUCAUUUUCAAAUUUUGAUAUUAAACUUCUAUCGCCCAUCGAAGAAGACACUGAAGGCGAAGUUGUCGCAACCUCGCUCACCGAUGGCACUAUCCGGGACGCCGGAGAGCUUGUUUGGCCCAUUCAAACGUCUGUUGCACUAGUGUGCUCCGAAGACGACGCCGAGUCGGUCAACAAUGGUGCGAGGGUUGAACAAGCCACCGAUCCGCUGCAAGCAGUGUCGACAAACGAACAAUUAGUGUCAAACGACGAUCAGCAGCCCCGUAUCACUGGCGACGGCGAAUCACACCCUCAAUCUGUUGCACAAGUGUGCUCCGAAGACGACUCGGUCAUCAAUCAAGGCGCGAGGACCGAAGAAGCAGCCCCCAUCCUGAUACCGGCCCCUACAAGCGGUACUCAGCGAGAAUUGAUCCAAAAACGUAAAAGGGAUGGUGGAGACGAUGAUGAUGAGGCAGAUGAAGAUGAUUUAAACGACGAACAGCGGCCCGCGGAGGACCCCGCGACCAUGAAUGCUAAAGAAACCCUAGCCCUCGCUACAAUUAGUGCGCCGGAUGCUCAGCCACAGAAAAAAAAAAGAAAAAGCGAAGAAGGGACGAUGAUCAUCAGUCCGUCCUAUGUACAGUCGAGGGAUCACAUCUUCAAACAGUGCCGCGAGUGA